AUGGACCGUCGCGAGGGCCACGGAAGCCGCAGAGGUAGGCCGACUGAGCCAUACAACCGAUACGGCAUCAAGCUCAACAUCGUUCAGAAAUCUGUGCCAGUUGUGGAGAUGGCGACGGACUCCAUCUUUCACCCGAAUGCGUCGUGGCUGUUGCAGGCUGCUUCCGGCAGUAGCAGCAAGGCCGAUGGACUCUACGAGUACUACCAGGACAGAGAGGUGGCUUCGGCAUGUUCCAGGGAGCUCCGUCUCUCCAAGGAUGAGAUGAGCAUUUGCCGAUUGAAGGCCCGCCCAGACAUCCUGGUCGUCGGAACCAAUGGCAAGCGCUCAGUGAUGAUGGCCUUGUCGAUCUUGCUUGCGUUGCGAGACAAGCAAGCGGCCCACAACCUGGAGUGCGACAUCAAGGACCUGGAUGAGAGCUUGUCAGAACCGCUGGCGGAUGUUCUUCAGGGAGCUUACGAAAGAUGUGAGGACGAGGCAAUCUCCAGGAAUGCCCGUGGCGAGAGCGAAGGAGGCAGAGGCGACGACCGGCCGGCCAGCAAGCGCAAGGCCCAUGAGGGAUACGCCGAUGCAUCCUCUCCAAGUCGGAGGAGAGUACGAGCCGACCUUGACAGCCAGGCCAGGAAGGCGACUUCACGGUCGCAAUCCAGACAGAGGCACGUCGUGUCUGACGACGGCUUUGAGGGCUGGGGAAAUGGCAGAGGCAGCCAGGACUCGAAAGACUGGUCCGACUGGGGCUGGCAGGACUGGAGCAGCAUGGGCUGGGACUAUAACUACAGAGGUGGUGGUGGCGGCCGUUACGACGACAGCUACGACUACGGCAAGCCGAAGAAGCCAGGCGGUGUCUACGAAGGUCACGGUGUCAAGAUGAACAUCGUCAACAGUAAUGUUCCAGUUGUUGAGCUGGCGACCCACUCGAUCUUCCAUGGCAACGCCUCGUGGCUCUUGCAGGCAGCCACCGGAAGCUGCGGCAAAGCCGAUGGGCUCUACGAGUAUUGCCAGGACAAGGAGGUCACCUCCAUCUGCGUCAGAGAUCUCCGAAUAGCUCGCGAUGAGAUUAGCAUUUGCCGCCUGAAAGAUCGACCAGACAUAAUGGCGGUGGGAACCAAUGGCAAGCGCUCAGCUCCAUGA
Messenger RNA from Symbiodinium sp. CCMP2456, 1128 nucleotides. The record is from the annotation of a GenBank genome assembly. Lineage: Eukaryota; Dinophyceae; Suessiales; Symbiodiniaceae.